AUGUUGCCUGGAUUUGUUCACAAUAUGCAUAGAGUCCAUUCAUUUUUCACUGACAUUCUCUUAGAAACUAAUAGCAAUUUCGAGUUCCGUGGCCCUAUUUUCGCCAACAUGGACAUGUUAUUCCCUAGCGAUCCUGCAAAUAUCCAUCAUAUCCUGAGUCGAAAUUUCUCAAACUAUCCAAAAGGUCCUGAAUUUCAUGAAAUAUUCGAUAUAUUAGGUAAUGAAAUCUUCAAUGUUGAUUCUGAAUUAUGGGAGAUUCAUAGGAAAACAACCAUGUCCUUAAUGAACCAUGCCAAGUUCCAAACUUUGUUACAACGUAACGUAUGGGACACGAUCGAUAAAGGUAUUGUACCAACUCUUGAUAUUUUUGCAAAACAGGACACCCCUGUUGAUUUGCAAGAUAUUUUUCAGAGAUAUAGUUUCGAUACUAAUAGUAAAUUGUUACUUGAUCACGAUCCCAAAAGUUUGUCCCUAAAUCUACCUCAUGUACCAUGUGAAAUCGCGUUCAACGACAUGGGGGAUGCACUUGCAUAUAGACAUAUCUUACCAAAAAACUACCGGAAAUUGCAAAAAUGGCUUCGAAUUGGUAAAGAGAAGGAUUUAAUUAAAGCAUGGGAGGCUUUCGAUCAAUUUAUGUAUCAUGUCAUUUCGGAGAAGCAGAAAAAGUUGAUCGAUAAUAAUAUUAAAGACGAUGAUUUUGAACUAUUCAGUAACUAUAUAAAAGCAUACGAUAAAUUGAAAAAUGAAGUUGAUGAAAAUUUGGGUAGUGUACAAAAAUUUCUAAGAGAUACUUUCUUGAAUUUGAUGUUUGCUGGUAGAGACACUAUAAGCACAACUCUCACUUGGUUUUUUUGGCUCGUGGCUAAAAAUCCCUUAGUAGAGAAAAAGAUUCGAGAAGAGAUUCAACAACAAUUGCAUCUAAAAGAAGACGAAUAUCUCAAGUUUUUCAACAUAGAAGAGUCACGAAAAUUGGUCUAUCUACAUGGUGCAUUGUGUGAAUGUCUUAGACUAUUCCCACCCAUUGGAGUUGAACAUCGAGCUCCAGUUGAGCUCGAUGUUCUACCAAGUGGUCAUCGUGUUACACCAAACGUGAAAAUAUUAAUAUCAAUUUAUACGUUGGGGAGAAUGGAGAGUAUAUGGGGGAACGAUUGCUUAGAAUUCAAGCCAGAGAGAUGGAUUACUGAACGAGGAGGAGUCAAACAUGAGCCAUCACUCAAAUUUCCGGUGUUUCAUUCGGGGCCAAGGACUUGUUUAGGGAAGGAAUUAAAUGACAUUCAUUCACGCAAAAAUGGUGGCAGCUAUCAUGAUAUACAAUUACAAUAUUCAAUUAAUGGAAGCACAAACAAUUUCUCCAACAACUGCUAUUGUUAUUCGAAUGAUAAAUGGUUUGAAGGUUAG
Solanum tuberosum (potato) is the source of this 1398-nucleotide messenger RNA. Its product is annotated as alkane hydroxylase MAH1-like. The transcript has a single exon. Bases 1 to 1398 code for a protein of 465 amino acids. Lineage: Eukaryota; Viridiplantae; Streptophyta; Magnoliopsida; Solanales; Solanaceae. The record is from RefSeq and is a predicted model, not a curated record. Gene Ontology annotation, molecular function: oxidoreductase activity, acting on paired donors, with incorporation or reduction of molecular oxygen; iron ion binding; heme binding.